AUGUCCAAGCAAGAGCAGUCCGACUCGCGAGACGACAAACCGCCAACUCUAUCACAGCAUCAUAAGGAAACAAAGUGGUACGAUGCUUGGAUUCGAUGGGAGAAGGGUUCCAAAGAAAACUAUGAUGAUGACGACGAAGACGAGGAAGAAGACGAGGAGCCUCCACUGAUUCCCACCGAUACCUAUCAUUCUUCCUACCAAGUUCCCUCCCAAAAUGAUGACGCUACUCCCAUUAUCAAUUUGGAAUUAAUGGGCUUUCCCUCCGAAUCCGAAGCCAUUUGGACCUCGACGGGCCUUACGCUCUGGCAAUCUUCCGAAUUUCUCUGCGACUAUUUGGUGGAACACUAUGGAGAGAUUGGUCGAUUGCGUCAUGGUGAUGAUGACGACAAUGAUACUGAUAAGCCCUGUCGUAUUUUAGAAGUGGGUUCUGGAUUGGGACGUUCGGGAAUUUUGAUGCAUUUGCUAGCGAAUGCUUCUUCCUACCAAGAACAAGAACAACAAGAGCAGAAAAAUGAUGAUUCUCGCGUCUUUCGGCAGCAAGUCGUCUUGACGGAUGGGGAUACCGAUGUCUUGGCCCAACUGAGAUCGAACGUUCAGCACAAUUUGGAAUUGAAUGCCAAGUUAGUGCAAAAUAACAACGCAAGUGAUUUGUCGUGUCAUCAACUGAUUUGGGGCAAGGAUCACGCCAAGGCUUUUGUCAACAGACCGUGCUUCCACCAUUCGAUGAACCAUCAUAACAAUACAAAUGACCCCAAUGCUUCCUACCAUUUCGAUGUCAUUAUUGGAUCGGAUCUCAUCUAUGUCACCCAAGUCAUUCAACCACUCUUUGAGACGGUUCAAACCUUGCUCCAUCCCAAGCAUGGAAUCUUUCUCAUGGCCCAUUGUGCCCGACGCGAAGGCAAUGAAGUGGAUUUGGACGUCGUAUUCGACCAGGCCCGCAAGGUAGGAUUGCAAUAUACCCAAUUGCAUCCAGAGGAUGAUGACAAAACAACAAAUUGUGAGAAUGAUCAGGAGGAAGGGAUAUACCUCUACCAAUUUGAAUGGUCGAGAAGAGAAUGA
Cylindrotheca closterium is the source of this 1059-nucleotide messenger RNA. NCBI's taxonomy places the organism in Eukaryota, Bacillariophyta, Bacillariophyceae, Bacillariales, Bacillariaceae. The record is from the annotation of a GenBank genome assembly.